AUGGUGAAGGAUACGCGCUACUACGACGUGUUGGGCGUGGACCCGUCCGCCACCGAGUCCGAGAUCAAGAAGGCGUACUACGUCAAGGCGAGGCUGGUCCACCCCGAUAAGAACCCGAAUGAUCCGCAGGCCGCGGAGAAGUUCCAGGAACUAGGAGAAGCAUACCAAGUUCUCAGUGAUCCCACACAGCGCCAAGCUUAUGACUCACAUGGGAAAGACGGCAUCUCAACGGAAGGAAUUAUUGAUCCAGCAGCAAUUUUUGCAAUUCUAUUUGGUAGUGAGCUUUUUGAGAAUUACAUUGGUCAACUGGCAAUGGCAUCAAUGGCUUCACUAGAUAAUUUUGGUGAAGAUGAGCAGAUUGAUGCAAGAAAGCUGCAAGAGAGAAUGCAGGCUGUUCAAAAGGAACGGGAAGAAAAACUUGCAGAGACACUGAAAAACCUGCUAAACACUUAUGUUCAAGGAAAUAAGGAAGAAUUCAUCCAGCAUGCUGAAGCAGAGGUGUCCAAACUUAGCAAUGCAGGCUACUCUUUUAAUCUGUUCUUUCCAGGCAAGCUGCAAAAGAACUUGGAAAAAAGCGAUGUUUUGGGGGUUCCAUUUAUUGCUGAAUGGUUCAGAGACAAAGGGCAUUUUAUCAAAUCCCAAGUAACAGCUGCCACAGGUGCAAUAGCUCUUAUGCAGUUGCAAGAGGACUUGAGGAAGUAUAUGAGUGCCGAGGGCCAGUACACAGAGGCAGAACUUGAAAUGUACAUGGAAAACCACAAGAAAGUCAUGGUUGAUUCCUUGUGGAAGCUUAACGUUGCUGACAUAGAAGCCACAUUAUCCCAUGUCUGUCAAAUGGUACUUCAAGACAGUAGUGCCAGGAAGGAGGAAUUGCGCCUUCGUGCUAAAAGGCUUAAAACUUUAGGAAGAAUUUUUCAGCGGGUUAAGCUCAACCCUAGUGAGGGGGAAACAUCACAAGUGAAGAAUAUAGACAACAUGGACGACAAUGAUGGCAGCUCCCCUGACUCAUCCCCAAAGAGGGAGGCACCGUUCACUCCUAAUCAGCCUCCUGUCCCGUUUGAACCUGAAGUAGAGGAAACACAGGAUUCCGUCAGGUGUCCUCUGCACUCCCUAUUAUUUUGGUCGUGUAUGCAUAGACUGUCGAUAGCAGCCGUGUCUUGUGUACAGCCAGGGGCCAGGGCCUUGAAAAUGAGGAUUCCCUUCGGAAUCUCACCGAUUGAAGUUCCACCUGAAAUAAGCAGUCCACGUAAGCCUUGCAACGCAGGCAGGCAGUUCAUCAUCAUCCUCCGCAUCCGAAGCAGUUCCGUGGUAGUACGAGACAAAGGAGCCGCACUCGCUGGAGCAGCCGCCGCCCCCGCAAAGGCGAGGAUCAGGGCCACGCGCCGCUUGCCCCCGCGCCGUCGCCCGCGCCGCAAGCCACUGCUGCGGCGCUCUCCCCGGCAGCCGUCCUCCUCUUCGCUACGGAAGAAGAAGAGGGCCGUGCGCAUCGGGUACGGCCGCUCGCCGCAGCCCGCGCCGCCUUCCCCUCCUGCCACGGUUCGUGCCUCCGCAGCAGCUGCUGCGAUCUCCGCUAGCAGUAUCGCCUUCCUGGACGCUUCGCCGCAUCCGGCCGCUACUCGUACCAUCGAUCAGCUCCCUGAUCAGCAAGUCGAUGUCUAUGCCAACGGCUACGAGGCGCACGCGGAGGCGGUGUAUGUGGAUACCAAUUCACCGCCGCGUGUAGAGGAGGCGGCAAAGGAGGAGGACGAUGAUGGGAAAGAGAACGAAGAUGCUGGAGUUGCAGCCUUGGGGAUCGAGGAGAGGCUGGCUCUCCUCAGAUCCCAAAUCUCCGGCAAGCUGGACUCCAUCCAGCAGAGGGCUGCUGCCGUGGCUGCCAAGAGGAGGCUUCUGGCUGGCCGGCGGAGGAAGGUGGCGGAGGAGGCGGCCUCCGUGGCAUCCAGGCACAAGGAUUUGGAGAGGGAGCUGGAGGAGGCCUGUGAGGCCGAGGACUUUGAGAGGGCAGAGAGGAUCAGUGACUCCCUCGCUGCGCUCGAGAAGGAGAAGGAUCGGCUGUUGACGGCGCUGCGUGAUGCUGAGCUUGACUAUGGUUCAGUGGAUUCGGAGCUGCAGGAGGUGCUUGAGUCUCGUAUUGCUGCCGAGGAGGAAGCUGCUGCCCUUCUGGAGCAAUUUGCAAAGGAUGCCAUUGAGCAUGCUAAUUCGGAGAGCAAGCAAGCACAAGAAUUAUCCUCGAAAGAAAUAGAAGGGUGGCAAACAUCAAUGGAGUUACUAGAAACAAAGAAGUUAGAAAUUGAAGUUGAAACACAGUUGGUUUUAGAAGCACGUUCUGGGUUGGAAGGGUCAAUAGAGCAUUUGGUUGAAGAAGACAAACUGGAGAAAGAUACACUUAGUAAAAAAGGAGAAAUCCUCGCUAAGGAGUUAGCUGAGCUUCUAGAGUUGGUGAGGUUGAAAGAAGCAGAGAUAGCUGAAAACAAUGCCCGGAUCCAUGAAGUUCAAGAAAGAAUCAGUUCAGUGGUCUCCAGAUUCCAUGGCUCUCAGUCAGAUAUUGACUUGAAGCUCAAUUCCUUGAAGGAAGCCCAAAGUAAAGUGGAUCUAGAGACUGAAGAACUUGUGUUGAAAAAGAAUGAAAUUGACAAGUUCAUUUCUUUAACAGAGCAAAAAGAUUCAGAGUUGAGGGAAAUUAUUGGUGCUUGUUCCUCUGAAGCAAAAACUUGCCAACAAUCAGUUGAAAUAAGAAGAAAGCUUGCAUCAUCGAUUUUGAAGUCAAGAGAGGAUAGAAUUGAGUUGCUAAAAAUGGAGGAGGAAUUUUUGCAAGACAUUCAAAUGCUUAGGCAAAAAAUUACAGAUGCAAGAACUACUCUUCAGGAGGUAUCGUCAAGGAGAACAAGCAUACAGCAAGAAAUGGAUUCAUUUAAGCAGAAAUUGAGCUUCAUUGACAAAAGGGGCCCUGAGCUAGAGGCUGAAAAGAAAGUUGCGGCUGCUGCAAGAAACUUUAAGGAAGCAGGAAGGAUAGCUGCAGAGGCAAAAGCUCUUAAUUCCGAAAAGGACGAACUGCAUGGUAAGUUGGAGAAAGCUGCUACUGAUCUAGAGAUAAUAGAAAAGGACAUUGUAGCAACAACAGACAAGAUACAGGAAUGCGAAGGGCUUAUUGUACUUAAAGAAAAAGAGUCGGCAUUGACAAGUUACAAAAGACUCCGGUUAGAUUGUGCUGCUGCUAGAGCAGAAUUGACUGCUGCAACUGAAACAGAUGAUACUGAUGAAGUUGAGAUACUACGCAAAGAAGCUGAAGCUACAGAAUCUAAAGCAAUGGAACUCAAAACAUGCUAUGACCUCCAGGUGGAGGACGAUGAGUUCAUGUUUCAGCCUGUAGUCCCUAUAGCAUUCAUAACAAAUUCAACAGGGCAGCACUUGGCAGAAAUUGCUUCUUCAUUCGGCCUAUCUCCUCAGAAGUGA
Miscanthus lutarioriparius is the source of this 3450-nucleotide messenger RNA. The record is from the annotation of a GenBank genome assembly. NCBI's taxonomy places the organism in Eukaryota, Viridiplantae, Streptophyta, Magnoliopsida, Poales, Poaceae.